CUCCCACGGAAUGACUGCGAUCAUUUAAAGCAAUCCUGCUCUCAUCAUGGGAAGCCGGGGAAGAAUUGACGUCCGGAAGAUCCUGCCUAUAGGAUCCGAGCCGUCAGAGGAGCCGUGCUUUUCCCUCACUUUAAAUCCGGCCGAGGAGUGCAGGUGCUGAAAGCCAGGAGAUACCGGGAAUGCAGCAUGACAGCAACUACCAAAAGUUCUUGCUGGCUGCAAUUCCCUUGUUUCAGACUCUGUUCUGCUCGGCAGACCCGGAGCUGGGAAAUUAACUAGCCUUGAUUUUGAAAAUGCCUCCUGCUGACUGGGCUUUGAAUGUGAUAAAUGACCUUCCAGAGCUGGGGAGCAGCUAACAGCAAGACAAGGCAAUGAGGAAAAGACAAGUUCCAGGAUUCAAACUCUGGUAAAAGAUGUUCUCCUUUCAACCUAUAGAAACUGUACUGCAACCAAGAGGCAGCAAAAUCAAAGGAAGAAAUUUUACUCAAGGAUUUUCAAAAAGUUGUGUUCUGAGAAAAGUAGGACAAUGGCAUCUGGAGAGUGCCUUCUGCUGGACCUGGAAGCAGAUAACUUCAUCCUCUACAACAUCUCUGUCAACCAGAGUGCAAACCUCUCCAUCCUCAGCGAUGAGUGGUUCUACCCAGCCUUCCUGUAUGCCAUCCCCACCAUUUAUGGGAUCAUCAUUUUGAUAGGCCUUAUCGGCAACAUCACUUUGAUUAAGAUCUUCUGUACUGUGAAAUCCAUGAGAAAUGUCCCUAAUUUGUUCAUCUCCAGCUUGGCUCUGGGAGACCUGCUGCUCUUAGUGACUUGCGUGCCUGUGGAUGCCAGCAGGUACCUUGCUGAUGAGUGGCUCUUUGGCAGAAUCGGAUGUAAACUUAUCCCCUUCAUACAGCUCACUUCUGUAGGGGUGUCAGUCUUCACUCUCACUGCUCUCUCAGCUGACAGGUAUAAAGCUAUAGUAAGACCAAUGGAGAUCCAAGUGUCCCAUGCACUGAUGAAGAUCUGUGUGAGAGCUGCUAUCAUCUGGAUUGUCUCCAUGCUGCUUGCCAUCCCUGAAGCAGUGUUUUCAGAUUUGCACCCUUUCCAUGACAAAGGGACUAACAAAACCUUCAUCAGCUGUGCUCCCUACCCACAUUCUGAUGGGCUGCAUCCAAAAAUCCACUCAAUGGCAUCAUUUCUGAUCUUUUAUAUUAUUCCCCUAUCUGUCAUAUCAGUAUAUUAUUAUUUCAUUGCUAAGAAUUUGAUCCGGAGUGCUUACAACAUUCCUGUGGAAGGAAACUUGCACGUGAGAAAACAGAUUGAAUCCCGUAAGCGCCUAGCCAGGACAGUACUGGUCUUCGUGUGCCUCUUUGCCUUCUGCUGGCUCCCCACUCACAUCAUCUAUUUAUACCGGUCCUACCACUACUCAGAGGUGGACACCUCGGUGCUGCACUUCAUUGCCAGCAUCUGUGCUCGGAUCCUGGCGUUCACUAACUCUUGCGUCAACCCAUUUGCUCUCUACCUGCUCAGCAAGAGCUUUCGGAAACAGUUCAACAAACAGCUGUUCUGCUGCAGAGCUCGUCUCCUCAUCCGGUCGCAGAGCAUGGCCAGGAGCACCACCCGAAUGACCUCCCUCAAGAGCACCAACCACUCCUUGGCCACCUUCAGCCUUAUCAAUGGCAACCACAUCUGCCACGAAGGCUAUGUCUAAAAUGUGCAGCUGAGGACCGCUGCAUGACGUACCCAGUGCAGCUGCUUGGUUCUGCUCUGUGGGGAUGCUGAGUAGCACACAUAUGCACACAUGCAUGCACACGUGUGCAAGGAAGUCUGAUGCACUCUGAAAAUGAACUCAGAGGAGCUGGAAGCAUCCAACAUUUCAUCCCGGACUGUGCAUGUCUGGAGCAGCAGGUCAUUUUGCACCUGCCCGCAGGAGCUCCCUGAGGUGGGCUGCGUUGCUUCAACUCUCGCUGCUUUUAACGAGAGUGAAGUGAGCGUCUUAAGAUCAAAUCUAGUUUGGCUCUGCCAGUUCUUCAUGACUUUCUGCUCAAUCCCAAACUCAGACAGACUUACAGCAAUGACAAAGACUACACCAGGUGCACAAAAUUCAUCAGAACAGUUGCAUCCAGCAGUUCAUGGCAUAAUAUUUUUGACACCAAAAUAAAUCCAUUUAAAUAAGGUAAAUACUUUUACAAAGGAGUUCAGUGUAGGUCAUUUACAGACUUUUCAAGUAUUUAUUAAUGUUCGGAGUACAGUAUUAAUUCAUGGUAUAAAAAAUAUCAAGAGUUUACUGGGGUAUGUUGGUGGCCCCAUCUGAAAUAAAUGAGCAUUUUCUUGCACUACGUCAAUGUGAAAGCAGUAACGUAAAUAAAUGUGAGUUGGAAUAUG
Molecule: messenger RNA, 2364 nt
Organism: Oxyura jamaicensis (ruddy duck)
Lineage: Eukaryota; Metazoa; Chordata; Aves; Anseriformes; Anatidae
Gene: GRPR
Product: gastrin releasing peptide receptor
Exons: 4
Coding region: 527-1690 (387 amino acids)
Biological process (GO): G protein-coupled receptor signaling pathway
Cellular component (GO): membrane
Molecular function (GO): G protein-coupled peptide receptor activity
Source: RefSeq, a predicted model, not a curated record